Molecule: messenger RNA, 4800 nt
Organism: Gallus gallus (chicken)
Lineage: Eukaryota; Metazoa; Chordata; Aves; Galliformes; Phasianidae
Gene: TMLHE
Product: trimethyllysine hydroxylase, epsilon
Exons: 9
Coding region: 899-2221 (440 amino acids)
Biological process (GO): carnitine biosynthetic process
Cellular component (GO): mitochondrion
Molecular function (GO): iron ion binding; trimethyllysine dioxygenase activity
Source: RefSeq, a predicted model, not a curated record
UGAUUUGCAAGGCGGCCAGAUUCCAUGCAGCCUGCUGAGGAGAGCAUAUUGCACUUUAGCAGCCAUAGGAAUCGGAACGAUCUUUCUGCAGCUCUGAAACUGUCAGUGAGUGGUACACAGGCUGAGGCCAAGCACCUCACACAACUCAAUGACUUACAUCUUAAUCUCAAGCUGCGUUAUCUUUAUAGAACAGUUUCUACUUUCUUUUUUUCCCCUGGGAUUGGCAGUCUACUUUUUUCAUACUCAGCAAACUUUCUGGGAAUGUCCACGUCUGUGCUGAUUUUACUGUUCUUAUUAACUUUCACCAUCUCUGCACUAAGUCACCUAUGAAGUGGAGAAGCAGGUUAGACAGCUGGGGCACCAACGUCUGUACUCUUCAGAUAAGAAAAUGAAGGCAAAUGAGAAAAGCGGGAUAAGAAAUUCUUUGUGUGCCUGUGUCUUGUUUAGCGAUACUGCAUUUCUGUGUGCUUCAGAUCAAAGCAUUGUUAAAAUUCUGCUGGGUUUAGGCCUGACCUCCAGAACUUGAUGAACACAUGACAGAGUGCUUAGUGUGGCUUCAGCUUUGUGUCUCAAAACUUGCAGGAUUUUGCUUUUGUUUAUUGUCCUGAAGUGUUGUUAUGAACCAACCUCUGGAAUUCACCUUCUUGUCUCUGAUCAAACGUUAACCAUGCCUGGUUACUCUUCCAUGCUUGCUGUGUCCUUUGGCAGUAAAAGUUCUUCUUCCUCAUUGUUUUGCAUACUUUUUCUAGAACUGACCUAAUUACUUGAUUCCUCUAUAACUUGCUUUCCUAUCCAAGGUCACUUUUCUCCACUUCCCCGAUGAUUACAGCCCUGUCCAGCAAGGGGGAGUUCAGUGUGGGGAAGACCAGAGGGAGGACAAGACUUGCUGCAGAUAAGGAUGUGGUGCCGGAGGCUGGCAUGCCUGCUCAGUGUGCCUUGCCAACACACCAGACAUCGCUUGCUGGGGCCGUCCUGCGGCAGGAGGACCUUCACUGCUGCUGUGGCUCGCUGGCAUCACACAGCCCCGGAGUCCCUCAGCUGUGCCUGGCAGUUACACGGUGAUCAUUUAGAGAGAUGUGUGCUGAAAUUGGUGUUCUAUGUUCCCUUUGGGAAUUCCCAAAGGCAGGAUGGAGCAGAGCUCAGGUAUGCAGACACCCUGAUGCGCUUUGAUUUUGUCUGGCUGCGGGACCACUGCCGCUCAGCUUCCUGCUACAACGCCAAGACGAACCAGCGCAGCUUGGACACAGCUAGUGUGGACCUAAGCAUCAAGCCCAAGGCUGUCCGGGUGGAUGAGACCACGCUUUUCCUCACGUGGCCGGAUGGACAUGUUACACGGUACGGGCUGCAGUGGCUGGUGAAGAACAGCUAUGAGGGGCAGAAGCAGCAGGUCAUGCACCCCCGGAUCCUCUGGAAUGCAGAAAUCUACCGCCAAGCCCAGGUCCCCUCUGUUGACUGCCAGAGUUUCCUGGAGACAGACGAGGGGCUGAAGGAGUUCCUGCAAAACUUCCUUCUAUAUGGGAUUGCUUUUGUUGAGAAUGUGACUCCCACCAAAGAGGACACACAAAUCUUAGCAGAAAGGAUCAGUUUAAUCAGGGAGACCAUCUAUGGCAGAAUGUGGUACUUCACCUCUGAUUUCUCCCGGGGUGACACUGCCUACACAAAACUGGCUCUGGAUCGGCACACUGACACAACCUACUUCCAGGAGCCCUGCGGCAUCCAGGUGUUUCACUGCCUCAAGCACGAGGGGACAGGUGGACGCACACUGCUGGUGGAUGGCUUCUAUGCGGCGGAGCAGGUUCUCCGGCAAGCCCCCGAUCAGUUUGAGCUGCUAAGUAAGGUGCCACUGAAGCAUGAGUACAUAGAGAAUGUGGGAGAUUGUCACAACCACAUGAUCGGAGUUGGACCAGUCCUCAACGUCUAUCCCUGGAACAACGAGCUUUACCUGAUCAGAUACAAUAACUAUGAUCGUGCAGUCAUCAACACUGUGCCUUAUGAUGUUGUGAAUCGCUGGUACACUGCUCACCGCACACUCACCACUGAACUCAGGAGACCAGAAAAUGAACUGUGGGUCAAACUGAAGCCAGGCAAGGCACUGUUCAUAGAUAACUGGCGUGUCCUGCAUGGGCGGGAAGCAUUCACGGGGUACCGCCAGCUGUGUGGCUGCUACCUGACAAGAGAUGAUGUGCUCAACACCGCACGCCUACUGGGACUGCAAGCUUAGCCUGGGCCAUCUGCUGUGGAGAGGCAGACAGAGCUCCACGUCGUGCUGGUGCGUCACCACAACCAUAUUGCACAUACCUCAGACACCUCCGCCCUCUCUGAGCAGUUCUCUCUGCCUGUGUGGGAGAGGGAGCAGGUGGAAGCCAAAGGUUAUGGGAGCUUUUUGGAACUGUAUUCUGCCUUUUUCUGAGCUUGGUCAGCUCUUGCUGUCUGUGCACUCAGCCUGGUCUUUUCAGCCAGCCACUUUGUCUCAGCUCCAGUGAACUGGGGCUAAUCACACUAUGAGAAGUGCUCCUCCAAUCAAGUGCCUUCAGGAUCUGAAAUCUGUUUCUCCCUGUUGUUUGGUCUUUCUUUGUCAGCUACCGUAUUCAUUUUUUUUUUGGCAUAACAGAGCAGAAUGGAUAUAUCUGGGAUCUUGUUUCACCUCAGACCAGAUGCCUUCAUAGUGAAAAAGGAAAUCACUAUUUGAUGAAAGUGCCACUACUUAAACUGAGGGCUGCUGGCAUGUACCGGUGACUUCUUUCCUCUAAAACAAGCUGUGUACCCCUCUCUGACAGACUCUGGUACAAGAAACGAUGCUUGAGAGUUGGCCUGGGAAGUCAAACUCAUAGUUAAGGUAUCUCUAAACCUUUAGAGUAGGCAGAAAGGGGAAAGUAGUGAGAUAGAUCUGCAGAUUGGAAAGGAGAGAUGGCUUUGGAUGAGGAGUGUGCUUCUCACCUUUCCUUCAGUAAUGUAACGUAAUGCUGAACUAGUGAUCUGUCUGCCUGUUACGCCAUGCUUCAGUCUAGGGUCUUCACCCUUCGCUCAUCAGCUACAGUGUUUGACACAUUUCCCACUCUGCCUACUUUUCCAGCUUUCUUGAAGAAGGAAUUUUUGUUAGGGCAUCUUUACACUGACUGCUGGAUGAGGCAACUUUUUUUUCCACCAGAUUUUCCUGCAUAUGAAGGUAAUGAACCCAGAUAAAUUUCAAGUCCUGGUAGCAGGAAAGUAAACUUGUAGAGUGGCACAUUAAACAACCACAGUGGAAAUCUCUUAAUAGAUUUUAUUUUUAAUUCUUCCAUGUGUUUGGGAGGUAUUUGCUCUGCUCUGACUGGACCCUAAAACAUGGUCCUGUUCACUUCUGGCUUUCCUGUUCAAGAAAGUUGCUGUUUUGCCUAAGGUAUAAAUGGGGUGCAGAAUGCCAAACCUGCUGCCUUCGUUUCAUCUAAAUAUUGAAUGUAUACAUCUUAGUUUUAGGAAGCACUCUUAAAAGCUUCUGUUCUUGUGGACUGAGCUAACUUAAUGCUGUUGUUUGCAGUGAGCAACCACUGCAGUCAUCAGGAGUCGCAAGGGUUUCAGAGUGAAGGCUGAUGGGGAAAUUGUGUAUCAGAGGAUAUGAAAAAAGUGAGGAAGUAAAGAAGUGAAACAUCAGCAGUGGCAGCAGGCUUGAUGUGAGCUGGCUUCUGUCAGAUGUGUCUCCCAAGGCUUGUGAACAGCCUCAGACAUAGGCAGGCACUUGAGGUUUCCUGUAGGCUAAGUCAGUGGGUUCCUCAAGCAGCCUGCAUCAUGCAUUGCUUCUAUUAUCCUUACCAAAUAUUUGGUUUAAAGGUUCUCAGUAGAUGCCAGUUACACCAGCAUAACUUCAGUGUGAAGCUUUGCAGAUCUUUGUUAACCACAUGGAAGUAGCAAACCCCUGUGGUUACAUAUGCUUCUCACACAACACAUCUCACAUGCUCUAGGGUUGUUCCACUUUGUACUUCUGGGUGAAGCUGUGACCUGGAGCAUGUUGAGGAGAGGCCGUGACAAAAUCAUCUCUGUGUUAAUUGACCCUGGGAGGGGGACAGAGAAGCCCAAUCAGUGUUUCAGGACAUGUCAGAAAUUUCUGAGCUCCUCUUGUCUCCUUGUGCCCUGAGGACCAGAAUAAAAGCAGUUGGGUUAAUGUGGGAUUCAUCCCUUAGUUGCUGAAAUUAGCUUUACUUCCCAUUUUCAUCAGCUGCAAGCCAAAAAUCUGCCACUACUCUGAGCUGGAGAGUGCAGGGCUAUGGCUAGCAUGAGGGAGAACUGACUCAAAAUAUAUUGACAAUUGUAGUGAUACAGGUGCCUUUCUGAGGAACGUGGUGAUCAUAGCUCUGCCUCCCACUGAACAGUGCGGAGCUGCCAAGAGCUAUGGUCUUCAGCCACCAGACUCCUCUUUGAGCCAUCUCCAAGCCAGCACACUCCUUGAGGUGAUUGUGUAAUGUGUUUUGGGGGAAAAUUUUCACCAUGAAUGUAGCAGAAACACAUUUCCUCAUAGGUGUUGUUCAAUUCAAUUUAUCCAUUUCAUAAGAAAAUGGGGAGGGAGCUUUGUUUAAUCGUGUGCUCCACCUCUUCUUCACUUCCCAAGUGGACUGAGUUGUUCCUAAGCAUCUUGUGAUCAUCAAGGCUUUAUUUGUAGAAAUGGGGCUUCUUGGCAACUGCAGUCUGUCUGAUAUGGACAUCUGUUGCGUUGUGUUAUGGAACAGAGGUGGUUUGCUGUAAUGGCAUCAGAUCAAUGUUUGUAAUCAAGCUUCACCAGUUCUUUCAGCCAAUAAAUGAUGAACUGCUUCUUUCUCCCUCCCACUA